Messenger RNA from Poecile atricapillus (Black-capped chickadee), 894 nucleotides. Its product is annotated as feather keratin Cos1-1/Cos1-3/Cos2-1-like. Bases 40 to 435 code for a protein of 131 amino acids. The transcript has 2 exons. Gene Ontology annotation, molecular function: structural constituent of cytoskeleton. The record is from RefSeq and is a predicted model, not a curated record. NCBI's taxonomy places the organism in Eukaryota, Metazoa, Chordata, Aves, Passeriformes, Paridae. Gene Ontology annotation, cellular component: intermediate filament.
AGAAGGGAUACUUCUACCAGCCUGGGGAAGUAAGGGUCCAUGAUAAAAGCCAGCCCAGCUCUUUGUGCUCUCAUCCCCUUCUCUUGCCUCCUUCUCCUUGGGAGUCAGGUGCUCCUCAUGCCCCAAGACAUGUCCUGCAUAGAGAAGUGCCAGCCCUGCCAGCCCUGCGGCCCCACCCCGCUGGCCAGCAGCUGCAACGAGCCCUGUGUCAGGCAGUGCCAGGACUCCACCGUCAUCAUCGAACCCUCGCCCGUGGUGGUGACCCUGCCCGGCCCCAUCCUCAGCUCCUUCCCACAGAACACCGCCGUGGGAUCCUCCACCUCGGCUGCUGUUGGCAGCAUCCUCAGCUCUCAGGGAGUGCCCAUCAACUCUGGGGGCUUUGACAUCUCCUGCAUCACCAGGCACUAUGGUGGCAACAGAUGUUGUCCCUGCUAAAGCUGCUGUCAAUGUCCUCAGGUAAUGACCCCAAGGAACUCAGAAUAUGAAGCUGGACAGAGGAUCAAACCUUUGUGUCAUUGUUUUAACAGUAGCCGAUCAUCACUGAUUUGCCUGGCCAGGGAAAACUUGAAGAGAUCAACCUGAGGGAGCUGAUACUGGGAUCUCUGAAAAUUUGGCCAACGUCUACCUCUCCUCUCUUUCACUCUCAUCCUUUCUCACUCUUGCCUUUGUUCUCUUGUGCUUCCUUCAAAAUCUGCUGUGAGGACCUCAGAAACCACUGUGCAGGGGCAUGCUGGACUGUGUCCUGUUGCUGGACAAAUCAAAAGAUUCCCUGUGAUAACUCUGCCACAGGAGCAGGAGAGGGAAGACAUUCUUGGCUGUUUCUGCUCCUCUUCAUACUUGGAGCCUCUACUUAGAAUGACCUAAUUUUCACCUUUGUGUACAUUAAAAACUUGC